Molecule: messenger RNA, 2113 nt
Organism: Halteromyces radiatus
Lineage: Eukaryota; Fungi; Mucoromycota; Mucoromycetes; Mucorales; Cunninghamellaceae
Product: WD40-repeat-containing domain protein
Exons: 8
Coding region: 89-2041 (650 amino acids)
Cellular component (GO): mRNA cleavage and polyadenylation specificity factor complex
Molecular function (GO): protein binding
Source: RefSeq, a predicted model, not a curated record
CCUAGCUUUUUUUUUUUCUCGUUUUUCACACUUCUCUCUUGAUUUUUAAAAGAUUCAUAUUUAUUUGUAUAUUUUUUUUUAAUUCAUUAUGCAAGAGCCUCCAUCUAGAGAAUUUGGUGGACGUCUAGGUGGUAGACAAUCAAAUACACCUUUCUCAAAAAUGGUAUUCGAUGGGAAACGUAUGAGGAAAGCCAUUCAACGCCAAACUGUAGAUUACAAUCAUAGCAUGAUCAAGUGGAUGGAAGAGCGCACCUGUUUUCGUAAUCGACGAGAUACAAGAUACCUACGGACUGAUUCCAAUUUCAUUCUAGACCUAUUACCUCCAGCAGGUUACCUCGAUCAUCCUACAAACGCUGUCACCACCAAAUUUAUACACACGUCAACCAACAAAAUCCGGUACCCAAUUAAUGUUGUUAGAUGGACUCCCGAAGGCAGACGUUUGAUUACUGGAUCUUCAAGUGGUGAAUUUACUCUAUGGAAUGGUCUGACCUUCAAUUUCGAAACUAUUCUACAGGCUCAUGAUUCAGCUGUACGUGCUAUGGAUUGGUCUCAUAAUGACAACUGGAUGGUGACAGGGGAUCAUAGUGGUAUUAUCAAGUACUGGCAAUCCAAUAUGAGCAAUUUGAAAAUGUUCCAAGCGCAUAAGGAAGCCAUCCGAGAUUUAACAUUUGCUCCUUCUGAUACUCGAUUUGCUACAUGUUCAGAUGACUCUUUAAUCAAAAUUUGGGAUUUUAAUACUGGUAUAGAAGAACGAACAUUAUCUGGGCAUGGUUGGGAUGUCAAAUGUGUGGAUUGGCAUCCUUACAAGGCUUUAUUAGGUUCGGGAUCCAAAGACAAUCUAAUCAAAUUAUGGGAUCCAAAAUCUGCCAAAAAUAUCACGACAUUACAUGGUCACAAAAAUACAAUUUUGGCUUUGGAAUGGAAUCAGAAUGGCAACUGGCUUGUCACAGCAGGAAGAGAUCAAUUGAUCAAGAUUUUUGACAUACGCACUAUGAAGGAACUACAAAUCUUCAGAGGACAUCAAAAAGAAGUAUGCUCUGCACGAUGGCACCCACAACAUGAACGAUUAUUGGCAACAGGUGGAUCAGAAGGAUCUCUGAUGUUUUGGUUAGCAGGGGAGGAUGAACCUAUUGGUGAACAAGAAACAGCACACGAUUCCAAUAUUUGGUCACUUGAUUGGCAUCCAGUAGGACAUAUUUUGGUGACAGGUUCGAAUGAUCAUACUACUCGAUUUUGGACUCGACCACGACCAGGCGAUAAAAGUACAGACAAGUUUGAUGCAAGUCUUCAUCGUGAUGAAAAGGAAGAGGAAGAAUAUAUUGAACCACCUCCAUUUAGACCCAACAACAUCGUCAACAAUCAACAUCCAAUGGAACCCCCUCCUUUUAGACCCUCUGUGACAACCAUGCGACCUGAUAGACCAGCAUUGCCAUCUCAAAAGCAAAUGAUGGAAGACUUUCAACAACAGAAUGGACCAAUGAAUAAUCCACCACCUUUUCGCCCUCCUCCAUUACAGCAACAAAUGCAACAACAACAGCAACAAAUGCAACAACAACAACAGCAACAAAUGCAACAACAACAACAGCAACGACAACAACAACAACAGCAACAACAGCAACAGCAACAACAACAACCACCAUAUCAAUAUAGACCUCCUCCUAACCAACAAAAGUUUCGACCUCCACAGCCACAGCAACAACAACAACAACAUCAUCUACGACCCCCUUUCCCUUUACAACAACAGCAACAACAAAAUCGAUUUCCUCCUGGUGGACGUAUGCCAGCACCAUCAAGACAACAAGGUCGGGGCGGCAAUAUGGGAAGACCAUAUCCUCGUCGACAAGACAACAUGCCUGGAGCAUCACCACAACAACAACAACAUCAUCCACCUCGUUCUAUGACUCCUUAUGGACAUCAUCAGCCAUCACCACCACCACCACCACCACCCAUGCUAGCGCACCAAAAUGGACAACGACCUAUGAUGAAUCGACCGAAUGGACCCAACCAACAACGAUCAGAACGGAAACGGAGAUGGGAUUGAACCCGAUGGAUUUAGUAUAGACAUUAUGAAUACAGAUAAUAAAUACAUUUGGGAUCUUUAUUUUAUAUUAUU